Molecule: messenger RNA, 921 nt
Organism: Ostreobium quekettii
Lineage: Eukaryota; Viridiplantae; Chlorophyta; Ulvophyceae; Bryopsidales; Ostreobiaceae
Source: the annotation of a GenBank genome assembly
AUGGCCGGGCCCCUCCUGGCUUCGCGGUGCCCGGUCCGUCUGGCGCGUUCCCUGGGCCUCGGCCUCGGCCGCACCCUGGCCCGCCGCGCUCCUCCGGCCGUCGGGCUCGGCCCACCCUCGGGCCCCAUGCGCAGCCGCCGGUCGUCCAUCACACCCGUGGCCGGCGGCGAGGACUCGGGCUCAUCAGGCACCGAUGCGGCAUCGCCGGGCGCGCCCGUCCUGGCCGUCGAUCCUGACGCCCAGGUAGUAUCCCCUCCGAUCGAAUCUCGCGGUGACGACGGCCGCGGGCCGGGCGGGGACGAUGAGGGCGAGGAUGAGGACGACGGGUGGGGGGCGUGGCCGCAGUGGUGGCCGGACGGCCUGCGGCUGAGCAGGGGGGACGUCCUGACGGUGGCGAUCGCGCUGGGGAUCUCCUACGCCAUCCGGGCGCUGAUCGCGGAGCCCAGGUUCAUCCCGUCGCUGUCCAUGUACCCGACGUUCGACGUGGGCGACCGGCUGGUGGCCGAGAAGAUCACGUACAGGUUUCAGAGGCCGCCGGAGGCCGGGGACAUCGUCAUCUUCCAUCCGGUCGAGGGCGUGGUGCCGAAGAAACUGUUCGGUGAGGAUGUGUUCAUAAAGCGUGUGGUGGCGACGGGGGGGGAUUCGGUGGAGGUGAGGGACGGGGCGCUUUUGGUGAAUGGGCAGCGGCGGGCGGAGCCCUACCUGGCGGAGGCGCCCGCGUACACGCUGCAGAGGCUGGUGGUGCCGGCGGGGUCGGUGUUCGUCAUGGGGGACAACAGGAACCAGUCGUACGACUCGCACAUCUGGGGGCCCCUGCCCGUGGACAGGGUGCUGGGGAGGGCCGUGUUCGUGUACUGGCCGCUGAACAAGUUUGGCGAGCUGCCGGCCGCCAUGGCGGAGGCGCCGCCGGUGGCGCGGUAG